AUGUCCAAACCUCACACAAUCCACGAUGAAAGCCCGCAGUUGGCGAAGGCGAGCGAACCGUUCGAGGUCGACGUCCCGCAUGUGCCGUUGACUGAGGAGGACAGCAAGCGAAUCUGCCGCAAAACAGACCGGACCAUCCUCGUCGUGCUGAUCUGGGUCUACUUUUUGCAAAUUUUAGACAAGACGGUGCUGGGAUAUGGCGCGACGUUCGGGCUGAAAACCGACACUGGCCUAGUGGGGAACCAGUACUCUUUAGUUGGUUCGAUUAGCUCGAUCGCUCAGCUGGCCUGGCAGCCGUUCUCGUCAUAUCUCAUCGUCAAAGUGCCGCCGAAGAUUCUCAUGCCCACCCUCUGCCUGGGAUGGGGGAUCGCCCAGGCGUGUAUGGCCGCCUGCCACAAUUUCCAAGGGCUUAUGGCCACUCGCUUCUUUCUUGGCCUGUUUGAGGCCGGCUGCUUGCCGCUAUUUAGUAUUCUCACUAGUCAGUGGUAUCGUCGGGCAGAGCAGCCGUUGCGGAUCGCGGCGUGGUACAGUACUAAUGGGCUAGCGACCAUCGUGGCAGCAGCGCUGUCUUAUGGUUUGGCACACAUCAAAUCGGAUGUAUUACAAUCAUGGCAGAUUAUUUUCGUUUUUGUCGGCCUGGUGACAAUUGUUUCUGCCCCGGUGGUAUAUUGGCGCUUAGACAACGAUGUAUCGACCGCUCGGUUCCUAAAUGAAGAAGAGAAAGCCCAGGCAAUGGAGAGACUUCGUGCCAAUCAGACAGGAACCGGAAAUACCGAAUUCAAGAUCAACCACGUUGUGGAAGCCUUAUUGGAACCCAAAACCUACCUAUGGAUCGGGAUGGCAAUGCUCCUCAAUAUCGGUGCCAGUGUGACCAAUAUUUUUGGUCCCCUGAUUAUUGGCGGCCUGGGCUACGAUAAAUAUACCACCAGUUUGCUUACAAUGCCCUUCGGCGUAAUGCAAUUCAUCAUAAUUCUUCUUGCCAGUUAUCUGGCCCAAGCAGUCCGACUCAAAGCUGUUAUCCUGUCCACUUUUAUACUCCCGGUGGUCGCUGGUUUAGCCAUACUCUACGCUGUUCCCCGCACCAGCUCUGAACAAGGAGCACUACUGGCCGGCUAUUAUUUACUCGCAUUUCUUUUUGGCGGGAACCCGCUUAUCGUGACCUGGAUUGUCGGCAACACUGCGGGAAGCACCAAGAAGUCAGUCGCCAUGAGUCUUUACAAUGCCGCGUCCUCUGCUGGCAAUAUUGUCGGCCCGCUACUUUUCAGUGCACAGGACGCGCCCACGUACCACCCUGGGCUACGUGCCUGUCUGGGGAUAUUCUGCACUUUGGUUGCCAUUGUCCUUAUCCAGUGGACUAACCUUUGGUUCCUCAAUAAGCAGCAAGCCCGCCGCCGUGUGCAUAAUGGAAAGAGCGCCCAGGUCGUUGACCAUUCAAUGCAGGCCAAAUUCCACGGCAUUGAUGAGAAUCAGAAAAAUGACAUGGGACAGGAAGUCGUUCACGCUGGAGCACAUGUGGCAGACGACCUUACGGACCGAGAGAAUGAUGAAUUUGUGUAUAUUUAUUAA
Molecule: messenger RNA, 1566 nt
Organism: Penicillium cosmopolitanum
Lineage: Eukaryota; Fungi; Ascomycota; Eurotiomycetes; Eurotiales; Aspergillaceae
Exons: 2
Coding region: 1-1566 (521 amino acids)
Biological process (GO): transmembrane transport
Cellular component (GO): membrane
Molecular function (GO): transmembrane transporter activity
Source: RefSeq, a predicted model, not a curated record